AUGCGUCUUGUCUAUAAUAUAACUAGUGUUAUAUCAACAGAAACACGUGCAUUCAAUAACAAAAAUCGAGCAGGUCUCAAUCUCUUUACACCAACCGUUAACAUUUUUCGAGAUCCACAAUGGGGUCGUGGUCAAGAAACACCUGGGGAAGCUCCAUUUCUUACAUCUGAAUAUGUCUAUGCAUUAGUUCAAGGUUUACAACGUGGUGAAGAUGAACACUAUUUGAAAAUAACAGCUGAUUGUAAAGCAUAUAAUGCAUACGAUUUAGAAAAUUGGAUUGGUACUGACCGUUUUCAUUUUGACGCAAAAAUAAGCGAUCAAGAUCUAGUCAAAAAAUGUAUUCAUGAUGCUCAUGUUGCAAGUAUCAUGUGUAGUUACAAUACAAUUAAUGACAUACCGAGUUCUGCUAAUCAAUUUGAAAUUGAAAUGCUUGCACGAAAAGAGUUACUCGAUAACAAAACUAUUGUUGAGAAAGAUAUUGAUCGUGCCCUUGAACAUACAUUCAAUGUUCUAAUUCGACUCGGCUGGUUUGAUUCACCUGAACAACAAUUUUAUCGACAGUUGACAAAAGCCGAUGUCGAUACACCUGAAUCACAAAAAUUAUCAUUAGAAAGUGCUCAAGAUAGUAUUAUUCUAUUGAAGAAUGUUAAUAGAUCAUUGCCAUUACAUAUUGAUCAAUUAAUAAACAAAAAAAUUGCAUUGAUUGAACCAACGGCAAAUGCAACAGAAUCAAUGCAAGGAAGUUAUUUCGGUAAAGCUCCAUUUCUUAUUGAUCCAGUAACAGCAAUCAAAGCAAUGACAGCAGGUAAAUUGAUUGAUGUUGAAUUUGUGAACGGCUGUAAAAUAAAGGAUCCCGAUGAGAGUGGUUUUUCAGCGGCUAUUGAAUUGGCUAGGUCGGCCGAUAUUGUUAUAUUAUUUGGUGGACUAGAUCAAUCGAUUGAAGGUGAAAGUGUUGAUCGUACAUCGAUUACCGUACCUGAUAUACUACUUUCUCUCAUACACCAACUUGAAAAAGUCGUCCGUUCAUCUAUUCAUGUUGUAAUUAUAUCUGGUAGUGGUUUAGAUCUAACUUACAUUCGUGUUUCACCUUAA
Rotaria sp. Silwood2 is the source of this 1092-nucleotide messenger RNA. Lineage: Eukaryota; Metazoa; Rotifera; Eurotatoria; Philodinida; Philodinidae. The record is from the annotation of a GenBank genome assembly.